GUGCACGCUAGUCGGUGCCCACCACCACCGCCUCCUCCAUCCAUCACCUCCACCCCACCCCGUCCACCUCCCCCCUCGCUCCCCUCAUCCCCUGUCCACCGUCUAGAAGACGUCGACAUUCACUCACCUGCAUAUUAUUUCAGUCCUCAUACACACGCACGAGGAAAAUAUAAUAUACCCUCCGUCACCGUCGCACGCCCGUUGUGUCGAACUGUAACCGCCCCCGCAGUCGCCCCGCUUCGUCGCUUCCGUCGACUGUCGCCACAUUACACAACAUCUUGCGGCCGGUCCGCGUGUAAAUCGUCUCCACACACGCCCGUCUGUUCACAACAACGCACGCUCUCGUGCCCCUUCUCCGGCCCUUAAUCCGAUCCGCCAUCCCCGCCGCCAUCGUCGGACAAGAGCACACUACACACCCGCCGAGCGUCGGUUUAUAAGUACGACCUCCCAAACCACCAACCCCUACCCCCCACCCACUCGUCACCAUUGCCCCUUCCUCACCAUGCCAGACUACACCAACGCUGGCAGGGAUCUUGUCGGACGCCGAAUCGACCACGGGCGGUACGAAUUUGUGUCGAUCAUCGGUGUCGGAGCCUACGGCGUCGUGUACCUUGCCGUCGACCACCUGGCCUCGCGCGGUCGAGUGGCCACUCCCUAUGCCGCCCCACCCUAUGUCGCCGUCAAGUGCUUGUGCAAGAAGGGACUUGAUGCCCGUCAACGCCACUUCCAGCGCAGGGAGAUUGCGCUUCACCAGCUGGCGGCUGAUCACGUUGGCAUCAUGCCGGUCCACAAGGUCAUUGAGGAUGAGCUCUUUACCUUUGUCGUCAUGGACUACUAUUCUGGCGGCGACCUGUUUGCCAUGAUCACCGACAACCAGCGGUACCUCGGCCGCGACGAGUUGGUCCGCUCCGUCUUCCUUCAGAUUAUCGAUGCCGUCGCUUAUUGCCACUCGAUGGGCAUCUUCCACCGCGACCUCAAGCCCGAAAAUAUCCUGUGUUCCGAAGACGGCACAAGGGUGUGUAUUGCGGAUUUUGGUCUUGCAACGACCGAGAGAAUGUCGACCGACUUUGGAUGUGGCUCGACCUUCUACCUCAGCCCCGAGUGCCAGGGCGGCCUCUUUGAGCCUGUCGAGUCCUACUCUACGGCCCAGGCAGACUUGUGGUCCUUGGGUGUCAUCCUCGUCAAUUUGGCGUGCGGCCGCAAUCCCUGGAGGCAAGCGCGUGCAGACGACGACACUUUCCGCGCGUACCUCGACGACCCUAGUCUGCUUGCGACGAUCCUGCCCCUGUCACCUGCAAGCAGCGCCAUUCUUGCCGGCCUCUUCACGCGCAACCCUUCCGACAGAAUCGGCUUGGCUCAGCUGCGUGCAAUGGUCAUGGCCGCCCCGACUUUCUCGACCCACAGCAGUAACAUCAAGGCACACUCCCACUUGCCGUCACCUGCACCUAGCCCCGAACCUGGCCUUGACAUAAGCGUACCCGCUCACCUCGUUAGCGGUUCCGUACAAUGGCACCAGGUAACGGUGGCGUCGGUGGCAUCCUCGGCUGCUGCGGUUGCGGCGGCUGCCCAGGGCGGGUCCAUCCCCCACCCGUACCACCUGCACCCUCACCACAACCACCACCUGCAGCCCCAGUACGCUGCAGCGGGUCACCACCACCACAGCAGUGGCUCACGCCACCGCCAGCACUUUGUGGACCACGACUCGUGGUCGCGAGGAGCAGAGUGCGCUGCUGCGUCCGACGAUGGAACACAGUACACCCACGCCCACGCGGCCAACCAGCAGUACUACAACACGCCGGCGUCGACGCCAGGCCUGGCCACAAGCAGCUCUGAAGCACAUGACCCGUUCAGCGCGGGGGCUGCUCGCUCAACGUCGUCGAGCUCGAAUGACACACUGCCCCCAACCCCCGAGCUCGGCCCCGUCAUGCACGUCCAGGUUCCCCAGCCUGUCAACAGCAUUGCACGCUGGAAGCGCGACAUGCCCGAGCUCAACAUCACCUCCCCCGCAUUCGUCCUCUAGUAGGACGUGAAUCGUCAUGCCCACAUGCCCAACGAAGUGGCAACAUCCUCUCCAUUGUGAUUACAACCCGAACAUUAAUUUACAGUAUUAUGACCCCCGCCAAAAAGCGCACCAAGUUGCCAUUUUGUACGACUCUGACGAUCAAUCAACCACAUCCCACAACGCAUUAAUAUUAAUUGUAUCACAUAUAGAUCACAUUCACAAUAGACUUUGGGCCACUGUCAAUGCAUCCCACAUGCUAUGGG
Molecule: messenger RNA, 2265 nt
Organism: Vanrija pseudolonga
Lineage: Eukaryota; Fungi; Basidiomycota; Tremellomycetes; Trichosporonales; Trichosporonaceae
Product: Negative regulator of sexual conjugation and meiosis
Exons: 2
Coding region: 503-2020 (505 amino acids)
Biological process (GO): intracellular signal transduction; protein phosphorylation
Cellular component (GO): cytoplasm
Molecular function (GO): ATP binding; protein serine/threonine kinase activity
Source: RefSeq, a predicted model, not a curated record